This is a messenger RNA of Drosophila simulans, 598 nucleotides long. RefSeq lists its product as uncharacterized. The record is from RefSeq and is a predicted model, not a curated record. The transcript has a single exon. Bases 16 to 528 code for a protein of 170 amino acids. NCBI's taxonomy places the organism in Eukaryota, Metazoa, Arthropoda, Insecta, Diptera, Drosophilidae.
UACCGCUGGCAGGGGAUGCCGAGAUCAGUUCGAGUCGUUAACUAUCAGAUAACGAAAUGCGUACCCUUAUCCUUGUCACUCUUUUUGCCCUGGUCGCAGUGGCCUCCGCCCAAGGACCUGGUCCUUGGGGUCCCCGUGGACCAGGUGGACCAGGUCGUGGUCGAGGAGGACCAGGACGCGGACCUGGCGGACCGGGCGGACCUGGUGGACCUGGCGGAUUUGGCGGACCUGGCGGAUUUGGAGGACCCGGCGGACCUGGUGGACCAGGAGGUCGUGGACCUGGAGGACCAGGUGGCCCAGGAGGACCAGGAGGCCCAGGAGGCCCCAAACCAUGGGGACCACCAUGCAAUCAAACCACAUCCACGACUACUGAGGCCUCAACAAGCACUUCCACCACCACAGCUUCUUCCACUACAGUGUCCUCCACCACAGAGUCCUCUACGGAAUCCUCGACGGAAUCCUCCACGGCAUCCUCCACAGAAUAAAUCGCUUGACAUGUUCCCGUUCGAGUUUUGCCUAUUUGGUUAGGCCGGGUUCAGAAAAAUUGUAUAUAUCAAAAACGGAAUUCUGUGCAUAUUAAAAAUUUUUUUAUCCAAAA